GUUGAUAAAUGAAGUUAUUCCCCAUCGAUUGUAAAACUGCAAGGAAUAUCCAACUUCCGUUUCUUAUUAGAAAACAAAUAUGGCCGGCCUGGGGACGUUACUCAGGAUAGUAGGGUCUCCUGCUGCUUCAAUUUUGAAGAAUGCAGCCCUAAUCAAUGUCAGUCCAAUUACCGUUGCUAGUCGCAAAGCUUCCCAGUGGCUGCCAGAUGAGGAUUAUAUCAAGGAGUAUAAACAGCCUGUCCUGUAUUCCAAAGAAGUUCUGGAGGAUGAUUUUGUGGGUUUUCCUGUCAAUUUGGGUUCAGUUGUACCUGAGAAAACGGUUCAGAAUGUUGUUUUGAACUUCGGACCUCAACAUCCAGCUGCUCACGGAGUAUUACGUCUUGUCCUCACACUUAAUGGAGAGGUUGUAGUAAGAAGUGAUCCACAUAUUGGAUUAUUACAUCGAGCCACAGAGAAACUCAUAGAAUAUAAAACAUAUACACAGGCAUUACCCUAUUUUGACAGAUUAGAUUAUGUGUCUAUGAUGUGUAAUGAACAAGCCUAUUCUCUGGCUGUAGAAAAAUUAUUGAAUAUUGAAAUACCACUUAGAGCUAAAUAUAUUAGAACAAUGUUUGGCGAAAUAACUAGAAUUUUAAAUCAUAUUAUGUCUGUUGGUACACAUGCUCUAGAUGUUGGUGCUCUGACUCCAUUUUUCUGGUUGUUUGAGGAGAGAGAAAAGAUGAUGGAAUUCUAUGAGAGAGUAUCUGGAGCUCGUAUGCAUGCAGCUUACGUCAGACCAGGUGGUGUUUAUCAGGAUUUACCAUUAGGAUUAAUGGAAGAUAUCUAUGAAUUUAUCUCCAAGUUUGGUCAGAGAAUUGAUGAAACUGAUGCCCUAUUGACUAAUAAUGAUAUCUGGAGAAUGAGAACCAUUGAUGUUGGAAUCGUCACAGCAGAGGAUGCUAUGAAUUUAGGUUUCAGUGGUGUUAUGUUGAGAGGUUCUGGUAUAAAAUGGGAUUUAAGAAAAACUCAACCAUAUGAUGCGUAUGAUCGUGUAGAUUUUGAUAUACCAAUUGGUACCAAUGGAGACUGUUAUGACAGGUAUCUGAUUCGAAUGGAAGAAAUGAGACAGAGUUUAAGAAUUAUUCAUCAAUGUUUAAAUGAUAUGCCAGAAGGAGAAAUCAAAGUUGAUGAUCAUAAAGUUGUUCCUCCUAAACGAGCUGAAAUGAAGGAAUCUAUGGAAGCUUUGAUUCACCAUUUUAAACUCUACUCUGAAGGCUACAAUGUUCCUCCUGGUUCUACAUAUGCAGCUGUUGAAGCUCCAAAGGGUGAAUUUGGUGUGUAUUUAGUAUCAGAUGGUACCAACAGACCUUACAGAUGUAAAAUAAAGGCUCCUGGUUUCGCUCAUCUGGCUGCAUUAGACAAGAUAGCUAAACAACACUUUUUAGCUGAUGUAGUAGCCAUUAUAGGUACCUUAGAUAUUGUGUUUGGAGAAGUUGACCGUUAAAUACCCUCAGAAUUUUAAAUUGAAUCAACAUCUUGAAUUGUUAUGUUACUGAUAUAUUUAUUCUUGAAUGUAAAAGAAGUUGCAUUGGCUUGAAAAUCCUAAUGUUAAAAAACUUGAGAGCCAAAGUUCUUCAAAAGAAUUUUCGAGCUGAAAUAAGUAGCUUUUUUUUGCUCUUUAUAUAAAAGGGAUCAAACACCUUUAGUUAUGACCUUAAGUUCUAAUCUUGAACAUGACAUGUCUUGUUAAAAGAUGAUUUUAGGAACUUUAGAUACAGUAAUAAGGGUCUGAAUCUAGAAAGUGCUACGUAUUUAUUUUGGUUUUCACUGUAAAUCAAUAAUCUCACCAGAAAUAAGAUUUUGUAAAUAUGAUUUAAAACAGAAUGGUUGUUACUGAAAUAAAUGAAGAUUAGAAAAUC
Messenger RNA from Lottia gigantea (owl limpet), 1898 nucleotides. RefSeq lists its product as hypothetical. Lineage: Eukaryota; Metazoa; Mollusca; Gastropoda; Lottiidae. The record is from RefSeq and is a predicted model, not a curated record. The transcript has 14 exons. Gene Ontology annotation, molecular function: NADH dehydrogenase (ubiquinone) activity; quinone binding; NAD binding. The coding region runs from base 80 to 1483 and encodes 467 amino acids. Gene Ontology annotation, biological process: mitochondrial electron transport, NADH to ubiquinone.